AUGCUCUCACUGCUUCUCAUUGCUUCUUCAAUCAUCGACUCUUCAUUUGGACAACUCCCUGGACCUAAUGAUUAUCCUGGAAGGAUUGGUGGACGUUGUGGAUUGUUUCAGUUUGAUUGUGAUCCAAGAGCAAGGACUCCAUUAUGUAUUCCUUUGGCUGCAGUGAGAGAUUGCACACCGGACUGCCCAAAUAUGAGUGAUGAGUGGUGUGGCCAAGGAACAAUUCUCUGUGAUGCUGGUGUUGGUCAACAUCGGUGCGGAAAGUGUGUAAGACCUCAGGAUAUGGUAAAUUUAUGUUUGGAUAGAAAAUGGCAACAUUUAUGUGCCUAUCAAGGUACCUAUAAAUGUGCGAAAACGAUGAAUUGUGUAUUUGCAAAAUGGUUGAUGGAUGGAAAAGACGAUUGUGGUGAUAGCAGUGAUGAAGAUGUUUGUGCUCGUGGAUUAGUAUCUUGUGCUGGAAGUGAACCUACUACAACUACGGUAUUGGAACCUGUGACUUCCACAGAAAAACCAAAAGAAAAGAAAAAGAAAAUAAUACUCAAAGAUCGCUGCGAGCUAGGCGAGUUCAGAUGUCUAGACGGGGAGUGUCUUGAUGUGUCACGAGUAUUGGAUGGACACGAAGACUGUUCAGAUGCAAGCGAUGAAAACUACUGUGAAAUGCACGACGGAGUGUGCAACACAGCCGCUCGAUGCUCAUUCCAACGGGAUGUCGGUGCUUUUGGAUGCGGAUGCCCGAAAGGAUUCGUUCGUAAUCCGACUGGAAUAUGUGAAAUUGAAGAAAAUCGAAUGAAAAUUUGA
This is a messenger RNA of Caenorhabditis briggsae, 798 nucleotides long. Gene Ontology annotation, cellular component: plasma membrane. The record is from RefSeq and is a predicted model, not a curated record. The transcript is spliced from 6 exons. NCBI's taxonomy places the organism in Eukaryota, Metazoa, Nematoda, Chromadorea, Rhabditida, Rhabditidae. Bases 1 to 798 code for a protein of 265 amino acids. Gene Ontology annotation, molecular function: protein binding.